Molecule: messenger RNA, 1887 nt
Organism: Macroventuria anomochaeta
Lineage: Eukaryota; Fungi; Ascomycota; Dothideomycetes; Pleosporales; Didymellaceae
Exons: 2
Coding region: 1-1503 (500 amino acids)
Molecular function (GO): protein binding
Source: RefSeq, a predicted model, not a curated record
AUGGAUACUGCACCUGCACCUACGCUGUUCUUGGCUUUGCCUGCCGAAAUCGUUCAGCACAUUCUCAGCUUCCUGUCACUCUCCGAUUUACUCACAGUCAGUCUCGUUAACCACGCGCUGAACGAGCAUUCACAGCAAGACACAUUAUGGCAGCCAUUCGUGCAAGAACAAGUCCCAGGACACAACGUACCAAAGCCCAAGAACCUGACAUGGAAGGAGCUGUUCCAACAACACCACCCCUACUGGUUCCUAGCCAAGAACAAGAUCUGGUUCGCCGACACUGCACACACCGGUAAACUACUCGUCGCUCGGUAUGACCAUAGAAUCAACGCAAUCGAAGCCUACGCGCUAGUAGCCGAACGAAGGCAACCCGUAAUGCAGAUAUGGGAAUGGAACCCAGAAGUCAUCAUCCACACAUUCCAGCCAAAAGUCCAACUAGACCUGGUCUCUCCCGUCAUUCGACUCAAUGGCAACUCCUACGAGCGCAUCUACGGCCACCGGCUCCAACACGAAAUCCACAUGGACGUGCACCAUGAGGCACCCUUGGUGUCCGCCGGCAUUCACUCCAGACUGAUGCUCACCCGCCCAUGGCCGAAAGACAUAACCACCAACGCGACUCCCGUCUGGCCGCCUCUUAUCCUCCCCAGCGCAGACCGAACGCGGAAUGAUACGAGUCCGUCCGGUUUCCGCCAUACCGCCAGCAAGCCAGCGAGGAUGCAUGAGCUCUCGACGUCCACGUUCAGGAUAAGAAAGUGGAUGGAAUUCGCCUCACGGCCCAAUGGGGUAUCGAUGCGCAUCGGUGAGGAUAUAACCACGUUCGCCACACUGCGUGAGCACUGCUACACGCCCACGCCCCAGAAACCCUGGCAGGGAAUCUGGUGCGGCGACUAUGCCGGGCACGGAUGCGAAUUCCUCCUCGUCACACAGCCAGACGAAUCUCCACCGCUCCCCGAGAGAGCGGAAUGGGCGAUGCGCGCCAGAGAGCGAGAGGGCAGUGUGAGCAGUGCGGGCAGUUGGAGUACCGCGCCCACGCACGCAGACACGUCUUCCUCACCCUCGGACGCGGGAGAUAUGUUCGAGACAGCGGAUGAUCUGGAAGACAGCGUGGCGACGCUGCAAGGCGCAGACAUUGGGGAUGACUACUCGAUGAUUGAUUCCGAAGAACUUGCGACGGGUGAUGACGAGUUGGUAUGCCGCGGACGCAUUGAGGCGAUCAAGCUCACGGGGGAUCCAAAUAUACCGCGCGGAGAGUACACGUUCAUCGCUCCAGACAUUGGUCCGAGUGGGUUGAUACGCGUUGCGACCGAGGAGAUGUUCAAGGGUGCGAGGAUUGUUAAGAGCGUGGGGCAUAUUGCUGCUCGUGGUUUUAGAGAAGAUGCAGACACGUACAUGACUUCGCAACUCAUACUCAUCUCGCACGAUCGACUGGCGCAGUACUGGGAGACUUUUGGCCAUGUGUCGUUUUAUCAGCGGGUGGACCUUGAUGACUUUGUUGAAGUGUAAGCGCGAAAAGGGAUGGGUUGAGCGAAUAGCAACGCUCAAGUAAUGGAGUGAAAUAAUCAUCUGCACUCAACAACUGACGUCUCCACAAAUAGGACAUGAAAGAUGGAGACAGUGUAAGAACAAACUGAUAGUCUAGCUUGCACGCUUUGCCGCGCACAUCUGGUAUCUAAGCAAAUCCACUGCCCAAGCGCCCGCCUUCUUUCCAAACGCCACGCUGAUGCCCUAACCCAUGAUCCAAAGAUGGCUGGAGCCAUGUACUUCUUCGCCCCCCUCCCCACUCAGUCGAGAUCGUCGUCGUUCUCAGCCUUCUCGUCGCCCUUACCGUGAGCAGCCUGCAACUCCUCCUCCUCGCUCUUCGUGCCCUCAGCCUUCGCCUGCUCCGUG